Octopus bimaculoides (California two-spot octopus) is the source of this 703-nucleotide messenger RNA. RefSeq names its product histone H3. The record is from RefSeq and is a predicted model, not a curated record. Gene Ontology annotation, cellular component: nucleosome. NCBI's taxonomy places the organism in Eukaryota, Metazoa, Mollusca, Cephalopoda, Octopoda, Octopodidae. Gene Ontology annotation, molecular function: structural constituent of chromatin; DNA binding; protein heterodimerization activity.
CUGCGAGAGAUCAGACGUUACCAGAAAUCCACUGAACUUCUUAUCAGAAAACUUCCCUUCCAACGUCUUGUUCGUGAGAUCGCUCAGGACUUCAAGACCGAUCUUCGUUUCCAGAGCUCUGCCGUAAUGGCUUUACAGGAGGCCAGCGAGGCUUACUUGGUCGGUCUUUUCGAGGAUACCAACUUGUGCGCUAUCCACGCUAAGAGAGUGACCAUCAUGCCCAAGGACAUUCAGCUUGCUCGCCGUAUCCGUGGUGAGAGAGCCUAAACUGAAAAUAAUGAAGCUACUGCUUUAGUCCAACGGCCCUUUUCAGGGCCUCUAAAUUUUUUCGUAAAGUUCUACUUAAACCCUCAUGUAAAGGACAAAUUGUUUUUGUUUUGACUAACCGACAGUCAUAGAAAGAUACUUUUUAAGGAAAUUUAUUUUUUCAGUCUGAACGAUUCUAAUUUAAGCACCGUUUAUCAUUUUCUCGGAAAAUUCAUACGUUUACAGCAUAAUUGUGAUUGUUCGUUCAAUUCCGUGGACAUGUAGAAGACGACAUUAGCUUUGAAGUGAGAAACUGACGUGUGUGUGCGCCGUGUUCAGCUGUAUGUGUUUCUAGUCACGUACCAUAUCUUACACGUACAUAAAAUGCAUAUGCAUACAUUUUUAUAUACUUUGUAUAAGUGGCUAGGCUAGGGCUUAGUUCUUACCUGCUUCAGGA